CAACGAGCGGCGGGGCGGCGGAGGACGCGGAGGAGGAAGAGGAGGCCGACCUACAAGAUGGCCCCUGCUGCAGGAGCGGCCUCGGCAGCAGCAGGUGGGGGGCUGGAGGCGGCGCUGGCGGCAGCGGCCGAGGCCCGGCGGCCUGGGACAGAGUCAGCGUCGAUGGUAGCAGCGGCGGCGGCGGCGGCUGCCGCGGCGGUGGCGACGGCCGCGGGGACGCGGAGCUGAGAGGAGCUGCUGCUCGGACCAGCGCGGUUAUAUUUCACACUAUGUGCUGACUGUAUCUACAGAAGAUAUUUAACAAAAAAAAAAAAAAGAUAAACUUUUUUCAAAGAUUUUGAUUCCAGUGGAAUCUUUGCUUUAGAUUUGUGUGUGUGUGUGUGUGUGUGUAUUAGUGAAUUGUAACUCCAGAAGCAAUGCCUGUACAAGCUCCACAAUGGACGGAUUUCCUCUCCUGCCCAAUUUGCACUCAGACUUUCGACGAAACAAUUCGAAAGCCCAUCAGUUUGGGCUGUGGCCAUACUGUCUGUAAGAUGUGCCUGAACAAACUCCACCGCAAGGCUUGCCCAUUUGACCAGACCACUAUCAAUACAGACAUUGAGCUCCUUCCCGUGAACUCAGCAUUGCUGCAGCUAGUGGGUGCUCAGGUCCCUGAACAGCAGCCCAUUACUUUGUGUAGUGGGGUUGAAGACACAAAGCAUUAUGAAGAAGCCAAGAAAUGUGUAGAAGAAUUAGCAUUGUACCUGAAACCGCUCAGCAGUGCUAGAGGAGUGGGUCUGAAUAGCACUACCCAGAGUGUUCUGAGUCGCCCAAUGCAGAGGAAGCUUGUGACUCUGGUUCACUGCCAACUAGUGGAAGAAGAAGGCAGGAUUCGUGCCAUGAGAGCUGCUCGCUCUUUAGGUGAACGAACAGUUACAGAACUCAUUCUCCAGCACCAGAAUCCUCAGCAACUCUCUUCCAAUCUUUGGGCAGCAGUCAGGGCUAGGGGCUGUCAGUUCCUUGGACCAGCAAUGCAGGAGGAAGCUCUAAAGCUGGUUCUACUGGCCUUAGAAGAUGGCUCUGCUUUGUCAAGAAAAGUACUGGUUCUUUUUGUGGUGCAAAGGUUGGAGCCACGGUUUCCUCAAGCUUCUAAAACUAGCAUUGGGCAUGUUGUUCAGCUCCUUUACAGAGCCUCCUGCUUCAAGGUCACCAAACGUGAUGAAGACUCUUCUCUGAUGCAGCUGAAAGAAGAAUUUAGAACCUAUGAAGCUCUGCGACGAGAGCAUGACUCCCAGAUAGUACAGAUUGCUAUGGAAGCAGGCUUAAGGAUUGCACCAGACCAGUGGUCCUCUUUGCUUUAUGGAGACCAGUCUCACAAAUCUCACAUGCAGUCCAUUAUUGACAAGUUGCAGACCCCAGCCUCUUUUGCUCAGAGUGUUCAGGAACUAACAAUUGCUCUCCAGCGGACUGGAGACCCAGCAAACUUGAACCGACUAAGACCCCAUUUGGAACUAUUAGCAAACAUUGACCCAAGUCCAGAUGCUCCUCCUCCUACUUGGGAACAGCUAGAAAAUGGACUGGUAGCUGUGCGUACAGUUGUACAUGGGCUGGUUGAUUAUAUACAGAACCAUAGCAAAAAAGGAACAGAUCAACAGCAGCCUCCACAGCAUAGCAAAUAUAAAACAUACAUGUGUCGAGAUAUGAAGCAAAGAGGAGGAUGCCCUCGUGGUGCCAGCUGUACAUUUGCACACUCACAAGAGGAACUGGAAAAAUUUCGUAAAAUGAACAAACGUCUAGUUCCCAGAAGACCUCUGAGUGCCUCUUUGGGUCAGUUGAAUGAGGUGGGCCUGCCUUCUGCAGCCAUCCUUCCAGAAGAAGGUGCAGUGGAUCUACCUAGCAGAAAACCCCCUGCUCUACCAAAUGGAAUUGUGCCAGCAGGAAAUACAGUGACACAACUGAUUCCACGGGGGACAGAUCCCAGCUAUGAUUCUAGUCUGAAACCAGGGAAAAUAGAUCAUCUGAGCAGUAGUGCUCCAGGAUCCCCUCCUGACCUGCUAGAAUCUGUCCCUAAGAGUAUUUCUGCCUUACCUGUGAAUCCACAUCCUGUACCUCCAAGGGGGCCGGCAGAUCUGCCUCCCAUGCCUGUCACCAAACCACUUCAGAUGGUACCACGAGGUUCUCAGUUAUAUCCAGCACAAGCAGAUGUUUAUUAUCAGGAUCCUCGAGGAGCUGCCCCACCAUUUGAACCAGCACCUUAUCAGCAGGGUAUGUACUAUACCCCACCACCAUGUGUAUCCCGCUUUGUUCGACCUCCACCAUCUGCUCCUGAACCUGGUCCUCCCUACUUGGAUCCUUAUCCACCCUACCUCCAAGAUCGUGUUAUGAACUCUCAGUAUGGCGCACAGCCACAACAGUACCCACCUAUGUACCCACCUCACUAUGAUGGUCGUCGAGUGUACCCUGCUCAGUCUUAUACAAGAGAGGAAAUUUUCCGAGAAAGCCCUAUACCCAUUGAGAUUCCACCUGCUGCAGUACCAUCAUAUGUACCAGAGUCCAGAGAAAGAUACCAGCAAGUGGAGGGUUACUAUCCAGUAGCCCCUCAUCCUACUCAGAUCAGACCUUCGUAUCCCAGAGAGCCUCCAUAUAGCCGGCUUCCUCCUCCUCCUCCCCAGCCCCAUCCUAGUCUAGAUGAGCUACAUCGCCGACGAAAGGAAAUUAUGGCUCAACUGGAGGAAAGAAAGGUUAUCUCUCCACCUCCUUUUGCACCUUCACCAACAUUGCCUCCCACAUUCCAUCAAGAGGAAUUUUUGGAUGAAGAAUUGAAGGUAGCUGGGAAAUACAAAGGAAAUGAUUAUAGCCAAUACUCUCCUUGGUCAUGUGACACCAUCGGCUCCUACAUUGGAACCAAAGAUGCAAAACCCAAAGAUGUUGUGGCAGCAGGGAGUGUGGAAAUGAUGAAUGUGGAAAGUAAAGGAAUGAGAGACCAGCGAUUGGAACUUCAGAGAAGAGCAGUAGAAACCAGUGAUGAUGACCUCAUCCCAUUUGGAGACCGACCAACAGUAUCUCGGUUUGGUGCCAUCUCUCGAACUUCCAAAACGCUAUAUCAGGGUGCUGGCCCAAUGCAGGCUAUGGCACCUCAGGGAGCUCCCACAAAAUCUAUUAACAUUUCUGAUUACAGUCCAUAUGGAACCCAUGGUGGCUGGGGAGGUUCUCCAUAUUCACCUCAUCAAAAUGUAACUUCUCAGGGACACUUCAGUGAGAGGGAGCGAGUAUCCAUGCCAGAAGUAGCCAGUCAUGGAAAACCCCUUCCAUCUGCUGAGAGAGAACAGCUACGACUAGAAUUGCAGCAACUGAACCAUCAGAUUAGCCAGCAGACUCAGCUACGCGGAUUAGAGGCCGUUAGUAACAGGCUGGUGUUGCAGAGGGAAACAAACACCUUGGCAGGACAGCCACAGCCGCCGCCGCCUCCUCCAAAGUGGCCUGGAAUGAUCUCAAGUGAGCAGUUGAGCUUGGAACUGCAUCAAGUGGAAAGGGAAAUUGGGAAGAGAACCCGGGAACUGAGUAUGGAGAACCAGUGUUCUCUGGACAUGAAAACCAAAUUGAAUACAAGUAAGCAAGCAGAAAAUGGACAACCAGAACCACAAAACAAGGUUCCAGCUGAGGACCUUACAUUGACAUUCAGUGAUAUACCGAAUGGAUCAGCCUUGACACAAGAGAAUAUCAGCCUCCUGUCAAACAAGACCAGCUCUCUGAACCUAUCAGAGGACCCAGAGGGAGGAGGAGAUAACAAUGACUCCCAGAGAUCCGGAGUUACUCCCAGUUCUGCUCCCUAAAACAUGAGAAAUCCUAAUAUUCUCUUCUGCUCCUAAUCAAUUUGUGGAGCAUAAGGGUAGAAGAAUGGAUGACUUCUAAAUGUGUUCUCUCUAAGAGUGGUCAGAGAAAUCCAGGAAAAGCACCAGAGGCAAUGUGCACAAACACCACUACUAAAAACAAACCCUGCACAUAGUUCACAUUAACGCAUUUUUUUUUUUAAUUUAAAGAAAAAGAAAAUUAGCAGUAUCUGCAAGCAAUUCAGAUUAAAUUUGUUUUUGUUCUGUG
Molecule: messenger RNA, 4077 nt
Organism: Urocitellus parryii (Arctic ground squirrel)
Lineage: Eukaryota; Metazoa; Chordata; Mammalia; Rodentia; Sciuridae
Gene: Rc3h1
Product: ring finger and CCCH-type domains 1
Biological process (GO): protein polyubiquitination; ubiquitin-dependent protein catabolic process; nuclear-transcribed mRNA catabolic process, deadenylation-dependent decay
Cellular component (GO): cytoplasmic stress granule
Molecular function (GO): metal ion binding; RNA stem-loop binding; mRNA binding
Source: RefSeq, a predicted model, not a curated record